AUACAUUUCCAUCAUUCUAAAGGUGAGCUCCAAAAAGCGAUGACGUGAAACGAUGAAGUCUUGCUGUUUCGUCACCAUCUGUUUGCACGGGAACAAAGUGCUUCAACCCAAACAUGACGAAAUAAACAGACGUGUCAACUUUCGCUUGCGCGUACCCGCAAGCCUGUCGAACCGUGGGGACUUUGAAGAGCGCGCUCCGGAGCUGAAAAUUCCCUGGUAACGUUAACCACCAGCCCGACAGAAAUAGCGCAUUAUUAUUUAGCGACCUGUUUACGCAAGGACAAAGUUUCUGGGUGAUUCACAAAAAAGACUCGUCUGUAUAUUUAACUGUAAGUGCGCAGUAGUUACAGCGCGAGGAUGAAUGUGGGCACGGCGCACAGUGAAGUGAAUCCGAACACGCGUGUGAUGAACAGCAGGGGCAUAUGGCUCUCCUAUGUACUUGGCAUCGGCCUUCUACACAUCAUAUUGCUCAGCAUACCCUUUGUCAGCGUGCCUGUUGUUUGGACCCUUACCAACCUCAUCCACAACAUGUGCAUGUAUAUCUUCCUCCACACGGUCAAAGGGACGCCAUUUGAGACCCCGGACCAAGGCAAGGCCCGACUGCUGACCCACUGGGAACAGAUGGACUACGGGGUUCAGUUCACCGCCUCUCGGAAGUUUCUUACCAUCACCCCUAUUAUUCUGUACUUCCUCACCAGUUUCUAUACCAAAUAUGACAGAAUCCACUUCAUCAUCAACACCAUUUCUCUGCUCACCGUGCUUAUCCCUAAACUGCCACAGUUUCACGGGGUCCGUCUCUUUGGCAUUAAUAAGUACUGAUGGGGCCACAGGGCCAGGAGAGCUCCCGAAAGCUGUUUUAUGUCCUGCUGGCUGUAUGUCAGCAUACUUUGAUCUUCGCUCCCAAGAUGAUCGGUGGUGUGCGUGACGUUGACACACAGACGCCUUUGAUGACUUGUUCCUUGGAUUUACAAGAGGAAAUGUGAGGUUUCUUCGGAUGCUCUGGAGCUGAGCAGCUGAUAAAUCUGCUAUGGUAUCACAUGUAAUGAUGCUUUUUGUAUUAUACUUGGUAGAUAUACAAAAAAUGUUCAAUGCAGCAGAUUGUACGCAGACGGUAUCUGGAGAUGUCAGGAGUCCACUACUGUGUUGAAACACAUAGAGACUGUGAUAUUGCUAAAGCAGUGUUGCUUAUCAGCAUUAUGCAAGCCAUUUGGACUCAAGCACUUUCAGUCACAUGGCAGAGAUGCUUUAACUGAAAUGAAUCUGGCUGGUCCAAAUUGUCUGGGUUACAGUAAGCUGCUAUGGCAGACAAGUUUAUUUUGUUUUUGUAACCCUGUUUUGGGAGCCCGAUUGAGCACUUCCUGUGCGUAGCAGUGGAGUGUUCAAAGGAAAGAAGGUACAGUGUUUCUAAAGACAAUGGAAGAGGCUAUUUUUAGGUACAAGUAGUUUGGAUAGCUUUAAUCCCAUAGCUGGACAUCCUGUCCUGCUAAAACUUGCCAGCCCCAAUUUGAAAUGCCUUACCUGUAGAUUAAUUUUAAUGUAGAUUUAAAACCAGUGUAGAUUUUAUAUAUGACUAAUAUAUAUUUUAAAAAGAAUUAUACAGUAUGUUGGUUGCAGUGAUACAUCUACGAUGUUACAUAGCUAGUGUUUUAACCAUCCUUAUAAAGGUACAAACGUUUGUCUUUCAUAACAUACAUACGAUCGUCAAGCAACAAAAAGGAGUUAGUUGGGUGCAUGUGAACAAAAAGCCUACAUCAUUGGAUUAAGGUACUUUUAAAUGAAAUUUGGGAACAGUAGACUGGUUAGUGUUUUCAGAACUGCAGCCUGAUAGUGUUUGACUUUACAAUUGAAUUUUAAUCUGUAUUGUUAGACUUGUAUUCACCACUGUCACUGCUUGUCUCAAUGUGAAUGUGUAAAGCCUGAAGUAUAGUCUGUUUUUUUACGUGUACGCGCAUGGUCGUAUGCACAGCCUUGCAAAGUAUAGUUUAUUUGACUUGUACAUGUACGCAAAUGUUUGUAUUCACUUGUAGGGGCAUGCGUGACCUAUGGGUACACGUAUGCAGGGUUUGAAAAAUCUGGCCAUUCGCGUACAGUACAUUCGCACUCUUCUGAUGACGAACAUUGCGUCAUGCGGGCCCUUGCGUAUGCGUAAAUAAUGGUCCAUACAUUGGUUUUAAAGCCUGGAGUAUAGUCUGGUUUUUUUACGCAUACGUGAAUGUACGCACAAGGUUGAACGUACAGCAUUGCAAAGUAUAGUUUAUUUGACUCGUAAGUGUACGCAGAUGUUUGACGCAGAUGCAUGUCCUGUGCAACAUAUAUUCUCCUGUAGUGCAUGUGCAAACUAUGCGUAUAAUGUAUGCAGGGUUUAAAAAAAUCUGCCGGUGCGUGUACUGUUCUCGCGCACUUUUCUAUUUGAUGAAAAUUGCGUCAUGCGCACUGUAUGCGGACCUUAGCGUACUUGCGUAAUAAAUGGUCUAUACAUCUAUACUUAAAGCACAGAGUACAGUCUUAUUUUUUACGUGUACGCAAACAUACGCAUACGGUCAAACGUACAGCCUUGCAAAGUGUAGUUUAUUUGACUCGUACGUGUACAUUUACGUUUGACGCAUGCGCAUUGCGAAAAAAUGCACUGCAUCUUCUGGGCUACAUACUACACAUUCCUCUAGGGGCAUGCGUGACCUACGGGUACAAUGUACGCAGGGUUUGAAAAAUCUGGCGAUUCGCAUACAGUACAUUCGUACUCUUCUGAUGACGAAAAUUGCGGCACGCGCUCUUUACGCGGACCCUCGCGUAUGAGUAAAAACGGGAAUAUACUUCGGCCUUUAUGCUUAUUACAAAGUGCUAAGUAGGGCUGCGCGAUAAAUCCCAUUCGAUAUCAUGCACAUCUCGUCAGUAAUACCGGUUCCUUGAUUAGUAGUAAAUCGCCAUCAGCUGCUUUUAGAUGUAGCUGCAUUUACUACACAGAGCCGUAGUUCACUGACAAGCUGGGCCAUAUCGCAGGUAAUACAUCCGCGAUAAUUAAUGCGCAAUUGCCCCGAUUGUCAGUGAACUACGGCUCUGUGUAGUAAAUGCCGCUCCUUUGGAAAGCAGCUGAUGGCGAUUUACUACUAAACAAGGAACUAGCAUUACUGACGAGAUGCGUGUGACAAUCACAUGCGAUUUAUCGUGCAGCCCUAGUGCUAAGGUAUGUAAUAAUUUUGUGACAAGAUGUAAACGAUGAAACUUUUAAGUGCUUUUAUGUUUACGGCAAUUUAGCAUGUCUUUUUACUACAUCAUCAUUAUAGACUUGCUUAUAGUCAUGCCUGAAUAUGUCAAUUAUGCUAUGUAGUGAUUAGCGAACGAAGAAUUCACGUGAUAUGCGUUUUGCAUGAUAGUACAUGAAGAUUUUUAUAUAAAAAAUGUUUGUUCUAUUUUCAUAGCAGAAAUUAUGUUUAGGAGGUUUUUGACUAACCCCAUAUGCACUUUUACUGAGCUUACUGGGCUACUUAAGUUUCUAAAAAGAUUUAUUUAAAUACAAUGGAUCUUGCCUUUAAUAAUAACUUGUAGGGGCGGUUUCCCGGACAGGGAUUAGCUUAAGCCAGGACUAGGCCUUAGUUAAAUUAGGAUAUUUAAGUCAUUUUUAAAAGCAUAAUUUAUAAAUGAACACUACUGGUGUGCAUCUUGAGACACAACACUCGCACUGAUAUAUUUUAAGAUUUGUCAGAGCAAGUUGUUUUCGAUCAAGACAACAUUACCAUUUUAUUUAUUCUGGACUAGGCUUGAGCCCCGUAGAAUCUAGUUGUAUCGCUCUUUGUAGCAAUUUAUUUUAUAUUAUUAGUCUUUUAAGCAUUGCACAUUAUGAUAAUUUUUUGCUGCUGUUAUUCGAUGGUACGGAGGAAAUAUCAUUAAAGAAAAUAUCAUGAAAUGAAAGAAGCAACACAUGAUGUACGAAUCAAUUAAAGUGAUGUUCAAUAUUUCAGUACAAACUGUUUAUCCACUCAUUUUCAAAUCAUACAUUAUUUGUAUAUUUCUCUCAUGACAUGUGUUUUGUUUAUCGUUGAUAUGAUCAGUGUUUGCAUAGUAAACUGUAUUGUCCACCUUUUUAAAUUAAGGCAAAUGUUUGAUUCCUGGAGAGACUUUGAACGGCUCCAGAUCAUGCAGGUAGUCCACAGAUAUUUUUUUAUUAACAAUACUGUGCAAAAGUUCUAGGCCACCAUUGCAUUAGAUUAGUUGUUUUUGCAAUGGUAUAGUGACCAGAUAAAAAUAAUUAUGUGUAGUUUUUUAAAUACAAGAAAGUACAGGAAAUGUAUAUGCAGUAUUGAAAAACAAAAUAUAAUUGUAUACUAAAGUGUCAAGUAUUUAGUGAGCUUCCCUUUCACCUGAGCAAUAACAUGAGCCUGCAGGCUUCCUUAAAACUAAAUGAAAUUAUACCAUAAAUUCUAAUUUAAUGACUUCAAAAGAGUGCUUAGUGCCAAGAGAGGUCAUGCUAAAUACUGACUUUUUACAUUUUGUGUAAAUAUGACCUGUAUCAGUUUCUAUCUUAAUAAAAAGAGUGAAAAAUAAAUAUGGGUGGUGUUGGGCAAAGACUUGGGCACAAUGCUGUACUGUAUAUACAGUGAAGCACCAAAUGAGAAUUUGGUCUAUGGUAAUUGAGGUGCAUCUGGCCUUACCAACUGGUGUAAUGAUGUCAGAGCUCUGCUCUUAAAAGAGAAACCUACAUUGCAUCUGGGUCAAACCCUGCUCUGUCUCACACUACAUCACUGCACACUGUGCAAUUUGAUCCAGGGCCACGUUCUUUGGACUGUUACCCAAAGCCAGCAACAUUUUAAACAUUGACUGGGUGAAAGUCAGCCAGAAUCAGUGAGGCGGGCCUCAUGUGUCAGGCUCACUUCUCUAUUACCAGCUACAGUCUGCUGUCUAUCUGCCCACUGACAUGUCUCUCUGUGAACGUAUCGAUCCCAAACACAGGCUUUUUUUCUUUAACCUGCAUGUAAAUCUCACUGGUUUAUUUGAUCUUUAUAGCAUCAUUCUGACAGGCACUGCAGAUGGUGCCAUGUUUUUUCUUAAAUGUACACCACAGUGUUCUGCACAUCUGUUUGUCCUUUUAUACAUUGUAUCCAAAAUGCAGCUUGUAUUUAUUUGGCGAUUUGUGUAACAUAACAGGUUGCAGACAGUAUGGUAUCAAUGCAAGUAGAAUUUGGGGGCUGAAGGAUUUUUUGCAAUUUUUCUUUAUAACGCAACAAAGUGAUGAUAUGAACUUCCCAUUUUGUCUGGCUUGGUGCAUGUUAAACACAUGUUGGUUGGGCACAAAACCAGCACCUUAUAUUCAGUACAUCUGUCUGAAUCCACUUAUUUAAUUUAUUUUCUCCACAUUGUGGUUUAUUUUCCAUUUAUUGUAAAUUUAUUAACAUUAGAUGUAAAUUGGAAAUUCUAUGCAAAUUUUAACCUUAGCCUAUUAUGAAAACUUUUUUUUUUCGUACUGAAACUUCAGAUGUCAGUAUUUGGUAUUGUAAAUUCCUAUAUGCAAAAUCUCUGUAAAAGCAUUUUUAUUUUAUUUUCCAUACAAGUAAGUGUAUUGCAGAAUUGUUACAUCCAUAACGAAGAAAUGUUGUUUCUUCCUAAUAAAUGUGCAUACAAAAAUGUAAAUAAAAGAAAUAUUAAAUGUUCA
This is a messenger RNA of Misgurnus anguillicaudatus (oriental weatherfish), 5644 nucleotides long. Lineage: Eukaryota; Metazoa; Chordata; Actinopteri; Cypriniformes; Cobitidae. The record is from RefSeq and is a predicted model, not a curated record.